UUUCUAAUUCAGGUCUAUGUAAAAAACACCAUCGGGCUUCCGGCAAUCCUUCUAUAAAAGGCUUCUUCGAUAACUCGACGGUCUUCUUCUAUCGCAUUUCACAGCUCUCUCUCUCUCUCCUGAUUAACACCAAUCUUCUCAUCGGAAAGAACAAUGGGAGGCGGGAAGGACAAGCAUCACCAUGAUGGUUCAGACCAACAUGACAAGGGAAUUCUUUCAAAUAUUGCUCAUGGACUCGUUGGACAUCCCGGCCAGCACUCCGGUUACCCCCCGCAAGGCUAUCCGCCGCAGGGCUACCCCCCAGCACCCGGUGCCUACCCUCCACAAGGGUACCCCCCACAAGGUUACCCUCCGGCUGGGUAUCCCUCUCACCCCCAAGGGCAUGGAUCUCAUGGAGGAUCAAUGCUAGCCGGUGGUGCUGCCGCCGCCGCGGCCUACGGGCUUCACCACCUAACCCAUGGUUCGUCUCAUCAAGGCGGCCAUGGGGCCUACAACCCCUAUGGCCAUCAAGGCGGCCAUGGGGGCUACGGCUAUGGCGGCUUUGGCCAUCACGGCGGCAAAUUCAAGCAUCACGGCGGCAAAUUCAAACAUCACGGCGGUAAAUUCAAACACGGGAAGCAUGGAAAGCACGGAAUGUUCGGCGGCGGCAAGUUCAAGAAGUGGAAGUAAUUAUAUUUCAAUUAUAUACAUAUCAUUAACACAAAAAUUUGAAUUUUCUUAUGCUGUUUAAAUUCUGGAUAUAUAGUGGUCUUGACUACUUAAAAGGGCCUUCAUUUUAUAGCCUGGGUGUGUGUGUUUGGGUUGCUGCUGCCAUAAUGUUAAAAGCUUCAAAAUGUUUGAAGUUACAGACACUUUGUGAUUUAUAUGCUUGAAUGCAAGUGUGCUUUUAUCUUUGAA
Messenger RNA from Phalaenopsis equestris, 897 nucleotides. Its product is annotated as glycine-rich protein A3-like. The transcript is spliced from 3 exons. The coding region runs from base 154 to 669 and encodes 171 amino acids. Lineage: Eukaryota; Viridiplantae; Streptophyta; Magnoliopsida; Asparagales; Orchidaceae. The record is from RefSeq and is a predicted model, not a curated record.